This is a messenger RNA of Fraxinus pennsylvanica, 561 nucleotides long. The record is from the annotation of a GenBank genome assembly. NCBI's taxonomy places the organism in Eukaryota, Viridiplantae, Streptophyta, Magnoliopsida, Lamiales, Oleaceae.
AUGAAUAAUUUAUUUGCUCUUCAAAACCCCUUACUUUUCCCUGCUGAUUUCGGUAACUCGCCGGCAUUUCAGUUCAGCAGAUUCUUACCAAAUUUACAAAAUUGUCAUAUAUCUGCUCCAGUGCACGAGUUCAAACCAACCUCCUCAUUUAUUAGCAGUAAUUCAACAUCUGAUGAAGCUGAUGAUAAUCAGAUCAGUAUAAUUGACGAGAGAAAGCAACGAAGAAUGAUAUCUAACAGGGAAUCUGCUCGAAGAUCGAGGAUGAGGAAGCAAAGGCAGCUUGAUGAGCUAGGGGCGCAGGUUUUGCAUCUUAGAGCCGAGAAUCAGACUCUCAUGGAGAAGUUGAAUCGUGCAUCGGAGAGUCGGGAUAGGGUUGUUCAAGAGAAUGAACGGCUCAAGGAAGAAGCUUCUGAUCUUCGCCAGAUGCUGAUUGAUCUCCAAAUUGGCGAUUCGUACGCUAGUUUUAGAGAUUUUCUUGAAGAUAUACCUUGCAACACAGCUCAUCUCAUGGCUGAAUUUUCUAACCAGUCCAUCACUACUGCCACAAAUAUUCUCCACUAA